Messenger RNA from Populus trichocarpa (black cottonwood), 1258 nucleotides. Its product is annotated as CASP-like protein 4A3. NCBI's taxonomy places the organism in Eukaryota, Viridiplantae, Streptophyta, Magnoliopsida, Malpighiales, Salicaceae. The coding region runs from base 119 to 823 and encodes 234 amino acids. The transcript has 3 exons. The record is from RefSeq and is a predicted model, not a curated record.
UACUUUGUUCUCUUCCUCACUCUUCUCAGACGACAAACACAGGGACUCGGAUCCCAUUAAUAAAUUCUUCGAAUUCACCACCGAGACCAAAAUCAGCAAAAAAAAAAAAUUAAAAAAAAUGGAAACAAUGAAGUCCAAUUGGAAAUCGAAGAAAAUUCAAUUACCAAUUCGACGAUCCUCCUCUUCAAACUCCGAGUCACUAUCGCACUUCGAAUCACCUAUCUCCCCUCUCCGUUACGACUCCCCUCUCCGAUCCGACCUAGGCGACCCUCCCGAAUCCCCUCCCUAUGUCUCUCCCAGCGCUUCACCCGAGAAACCACAACCUCCGCUCCAGAAAUCCGUUGCUGUCACCGACAAGUCUACUCAGUACUCCCCCGCACUUUCCCCUAUCCCGCCGGAUAACCUGGCGGCGCCUCCGCAGGGGAUGCCGGCGGUGGUGCUGAACAGGGCGGUGAGGGAGCAGGGACCGGCUGCGGGAGUGAAGCAGGUGGGGCCGGAGGGGAGGUCGACGGCCUCGGUGAUGAGGGGGUCGAGGAAAGAAGAGAAGAUGAAGAUUGGUGAGUUAGGAUUUAGGGUUAGUGAGAUUGUUUUGUGUUUGAUAUCUUUUUCUGUUAUGGCUGCUGAUAAGACUAAAGGAUGGAGUGGUGAUUCCUUCGAUAGAUAUAAAGAGUACAGGUAUUGUUUGGCUGUGAAUGUGAUUGGGUUUGCGUAUGCUGGAUUCCAAGCUUAUGAUUUAAUCUAUCACAUAGCCACAGGGAAACAUGUGAUUCGACACCAUCUUCGUCAUCACUUCAACUUAUUCAUGGAUCAGGAGUUGAAGUAGACUAGUGAGUAGGGACUAUUCAGGGCAAUGAGAGUGACCUUUGAUUUCCCCAAUCAAGGUUCUAGCAUGUGGCUGAUUCAAUCUGCCCCUCCUUGUAAUUCACUGCAAGUCCAUGUUUCCUGGUUUCUGCAUUAAACAGAGAUUUCCAUGACUUCUGGUUGACAGGAGAUCCAUUUUACUUGUACCACAACCAAUUUCAAGCAGAUCUGGCUGCAAAUGACUCGUAGGGAUUCGGGUUGUUUGGGAGGUCUAAAUCAAUGAAGUGGAUGUAAUUUACAUCUUUAGGACCAAAUGAAAACACGAUCAUGCACAAAAAAAGAAUUAUUUUUCUUUUUAGUUUUUGUAUACUGAUAACGAAUACAAGUAGGCAUGAUGAUUUCUUUUCCCCUUUGUUUUUUGAUAUUGAAAGUGAAUAGUUUGUUUUUUGGGUUCAAA